This is a messenger RNA of Glossina fuscipes, 2325 nucleotides long. It is a transcript of the gene Rexo5, whose product is annotated as small RNA degrading nuclease 5. NCBI's taxonomy places the organism in Eukaryota, Metazoa, Arthropoda, Insecta, Diptera, Glossinidae. Gene Ontology annotation, cellular component: nucleus. The transcript is spliced from 2 exons. Gene Ontology annotation, molecular function: nucleic acid binding; exonuclease activity. The coding region runs from base 84 to 2126 and encodes 680 amino acids. The record is from RefSeq and is a predicted model, not a curated record.
GUACUAUAUAUUUUCAGAAAUAUAUGAAUUAAAAAUUCUUAUAAAAAUCAAAUAAUUAUUUUUAACUCGAAAGAUUGCAAGUAAUGAAAACGUUGACACCGAAACAAAAAGAAAGAAACGAAAGAAAAAAAAAGAAACUUGCUGCUUUGGCCAAUUUAGUGAAAUUAAACGAUAAAGAUCGUCAGGUAGUAGUAAUGCCGGAAAGCAAAGCGGAAAGUGAGGAGCUCGGCACAAAAGUGGAUGAUUAUGGAUUUACUAAGAUGAAUAAUAAAAAGAAGACAGGGAAGAACAAAGUCGCAAAUAGUGUACAUGCGUAUACACAUGGAGAGCCAAUAACCAAGAAACCUAAAGUAACAGAGGAUACAGCUUGUAUUAGUCAGAGCAGUGAUGUGUGUGGAGCGCAUGGAGACAGCAUGAAACAAAUUAAAUUAUCCGAAAAAGAAUAUAAAGAACUAAAAAAGGAGCUUAGAGAGCGUAAGCGUCAAUUAGAAAAUAUGCCUGCAGUUAGAUUAAAGGAUUUUGGGGAAAAGGCUUUACUAUCUGUGGAAGAUGAGGAACGAACACCAUUAUUUUUAACAGAUAUUCAACACUUAGCAAUGUUAGCUUUACUAGGUAAACAUUCACCGUGUUCGCCGGAACGUUGGUGCUGUUUUGAAAAAUCUAAACAGUUAUCCCAUACAGUGGUAUUAACCCUAGAAGGUCUCUCUUUGUAUCAUUAUCUCUCUAACGAAAACAAAUUUGAGGAAACAAAGAAAGUUUUUGAGACCCGCCUAGAGGUUAUAAUGCCACCAUGCAAAGAAGGUUCUAUAAUAGAAGAAUUGGCUCAAGUUCCCUUAACUUGUGUUCAGGCUGAGCAACUUAUUGAAAAACACGGCUCUUUGGAGGCAGCACUGGAACUUAACAAGGAUCCUACAUUGUUAAUCAAGAAUAUUUUUCCAGUCGCCAAUGCCCCAGUCGAAAUAACAGCCAAUGACUUGCAUCCAAAUGACAAAUUUCCCAGAACAAAGCUGUUAUUGUCUGCUCUACAAAUGGUAGACGAAGGUUACCCUAUGCCUUUAAGAGGCGAACUAAGCAAGCAUUUCGCCUCUUAUGUAUUUACAAAGCCUCAGUACACUCCAGUUACAAAUCGCAGCCCUCUCUUUGGCGUCGAUUGUGAAAUGUGCCGAACUGUGAAAGGUUACAAUGAGCUAACGCGUAUUUCUAUAGUAAAUGAAAAUUUAGAAACUGUGUAUGAAACUUUAGUAAGACCAAACAACAAAAUUAUUGACUAUCUAACACCCUAUUCCGGUAUUACACCAGAAAUUAUGAAGAGUGUUACAAAAACACUCAAGGAAGUUCAUAAAGAAGUGCAGGAGUUGUUACCGCCCGAUGCAAUUCUCGUCGGUCAAUCAUUAAAUUGCGAUUUAAAUGCAAUGCGUAUGAUGCACCCCUAUGUUAUUGAUACAAGCGUUUGCUUCAAUAUAAGUGGAGUACGGCGCCGCAAAUCCAAGCUUCAAAAACUGGCUUUAACCUUUUUAAAAGAAACUAUACAAGAACAUGAUGGUGGCCAUGAUUCUGUCGAAGAUUCCAUUUCCAGUUUAAAAUUGGUGAAAAUGAAACUUGCUAAUAGCGUUGAAUUUGGUGAUGAAGUUCUCACACAAAAGAAACGCGUGCAUGAUAUUAUUCGAGCGGCUAGUGGUGAUGCUGUCAAGAAUAAUCUUUUCGCUCAUGCAAGCAUACGGGACAAACGUACCGCGAUCAUAACAGCCAAAUCACUACCUAAGGCGGUCCAAGAACUUCUGAAACAAGCUGAUAAAGCCCAAGGCAAUAAUCCCAACAAGUCGGUGAUAAUGUUUGAAUUAGAGUCCAACAAGGAAGCGGUUCGAAAAACAAGGGAAAUUUGCCUAGAAAAUGCUUUGACACUUACUAACUUAUACGUAACUGCCGAUCAGUUGCUGCCUACCAGCAUGGAUAAUACUCUAGAACACGUGAAUAAGUGGAUUUCAAAAAUUUAUAAAAGUAUUGGUAACAAUGGUUUGUUCCUUGUACUGAUGGGUUGUGCUCCGGAAUGUUCAAGCGGCGUUGCAAUGUUUUCGAUAAAACGUAAUGCAGCUGAAGUUUCUACUCAAUUACCCUUCAUGGAUUAAUAUGUGUAUAUGUUCGAUUCUUCUAUGUACUCUUCACUAUCCUCUCUUACCGCUUAUCCUGUAUAAAACGAUUGUUUCAGAGCAAAAAGAAAAAAAAUGAAUGAAUAUAUUUUCGAGGAUUCUCUAUUUGGUUUUUAUAUGUGUAAAUAACUGCCUAAAAGUAUGUUAUAAAUUGAGAUGUUUUAUUGUUAAAAAAAAA